Molecule: messenger RNA, 5515 nt
Organism: Heteronotia binoei (common prickly gecko)
Lineage: Eukaryota; Metazoa; Chordata; Lepidosauria; Squamata; Gekkonidae
Gene: GPAM
Product: glycerol-3-phosphate acyltransferase, mitochondrial
Exons: 20
Coding region: 176-2665 (829 amino acids)
Biological process (GO): phospholipid biosynthetic process
Cellular component (GO): plasma membrane; mitochondrial membrane
Molecular function (GO): glycerol-3-phosphate O-acyltransferase activity
Source: RefSeq, a predicted model, not a curated record
UUAAGGUGUUUCCCCCUAUUUAUACUAUCUUAAUCAACUUGUUAACUUUGCUAUUUAUACUAAAAUAUUAUCAUGUGUUUCCAAGGUAGUUCUUGCUUUGACCAUUAUACAGCUAUUCCUUAACAUUGAGUUUAUUGUCUUUUGAAGCUCAUGUUAUUGAAUUAAAUUGUGUGUCAUGGAUGAUGCCGCUUUGUCACUUGGAGCGAUAGAAGUUUCUUAUUCAUCAUCUUCAGCAGAAUGCACAGUAUCUAGAUGUAAACACUCCAGUGAAGAAUGGGGAGAAUGCAAUUCGAGGCCUACUGUUUUUCGAUCAGCUGCUUUGAAAUGGAAAGAAACUCUGCUGGGCAGGAAAAGACCAUUUGUGGGACGUUGUUGCUAUGUAUGCACUCCCCAAAGCCGGGAUAAGCUUUUUAAUCCUGGUAUCCCUUCUUUGGGCCUUCGUAAUGUAAUCUAUAUUAAUGAAACACAUACCCGGCACAGAGGGUGGCUUGCCAGGCGGCUCUGUUAUGUUCUUUUUGUACAAGAACGAGAUGUUAAUAAACAAAUGUUUGCAAAUAAUGUGACGGAAAAUGUGCUGAACAAUAGCAGAGUGCAGAAUGCCAUUGUAGAGGAAGCUUUAGAAACGUCUGCUGUGGGUGGUUCUGGUCAGCUGGAUCCCAAAAUCCUUGGUAAAGUCAAAAAGAAAGCAAGAAGAAUUCUUCAGGAAAUGGUAGCAAAUGUCUCCCCUUAUUUGAUCAGGUUAACAGGAUGGGUAUUGCUGAAAUUAUUCAACAGCUUUUUUUGGAAUAUCCAGAUUCACAAAGGCCAAUUGGAGAUGGUGAAAGCAGCAACUGAGCUAAAUUUGCCACUUAUCUUCUUACCUGUUCAUAAAUCUCAUAUCGAUUACCUACUUCUCACAUUUGUUCUUUUUUGCCACAACAUCAAAGCACCCUACAUUGCAGCAGGGAAUAACUUGAACAUCCCCAUUUUCAGUACCUUGAUCCAUAAGCUUGGAGGGUUUUUUAUUCGGCGAAAGUUGGAUGAAAGGCCCGAUGGCCGUAAAGAUGUUCUGUACAGAGCCUUAUUACAUGUGCAUGUCCAAGAGUUGCUUCGACAGCAGCAAUUUUUGGAGAUAUUCCUGGAAGGCACACGAUCUCGAAGUGGAAAGACAACCUAUGCAAGAGCAGGCCUGUUAUCUGUGGUGGUGGAUGCUCUUUAUACAAAUGCUGCUCCUGAUAUACUAAUUAUACCAGUGGGGAUCUCCUACGAUAGAAUAAUUGAAGGACAUUAUAAUAGUGAACAACUGGGAAAGCCCAAGAAGAAUGAAAGCCUGUGGAGUGUAGCUAGAGGAGUCUUCCGAAUGCUACGGAAGAAUUAUGGAUGUGUUCGUGUAGAUUUUGCCCAGCCAUUUUCCUUAAAAGAGUAUUUAGAUGGUCAAAGUCAGAAACCUGUGCCUGUUCCCCUUUCUUUGGAACAAACUCUCUUACCAGCUGUACUGCCUUCGAGGCCUAAUUAUGUAGUAGAAGAAGGUACUGAAGCUGCCAUUCCUGAUUCCAGGGAUUUGACUUGUGAGCCUUUGAGAAGACAAUUAAUAGCUAACUUGGCAGAGCACAUAAUGUUCACUGCUAACAAGUCAUGUGCUGUGAUGUCAACACAUAUCGUUGCCUGUUUGCUGCUCUACCGACACAGGCAGGGAAUUGAUCUUUCCAAGUUGGUAGAAGAUUUCUUCUCUAUGAAGGAGGAAGUCUUGGCUCGGGACUAUGAUUUGGGAUUUUCGGGGAAUUCUGAAGAUGUAGUCAUGCAUGCCAUUCAUCUGUUGGGGAAUUGCAUUACGAUCACAAACACUAGCCGGAAUAAUGAGUUCUUCAUCACUCCCAGCACAUCUGUUCCUGCUGUCUUUGAACUAAGCUUCUACAGCAAUGGGGUAUUGCAUGUCUUCUUCAAAGAGGCUAUCAUUGCUUGCAGUCUGCAUGCAAUACAGAAUAAAAGGCAUAGAAAUGGCAUCAGUGGAAUUUCCCCUAAUAUGAUUAGUCAGGAACAAUUGGUCCGCAAAGCUGCAAGCUUAUGCUAUUUGCUUUCUAAUGAAGGCACUGUUUCACUGCCUUGCCAGCUGCUAUGUCAAGUGUGCCAUGAAGCAAUUGAGCGGUUCAUACAAUAUGGUAUUCUUUUGGUGGCAGAGCAGGAUGAGCAAGAGGAAAUUAGUUCAAGCCUUGCAGAGCAGCACUGGGAGAAGAAACUCCCAGAACCAUUAUCUUGGAGGAGUGAUGAGGAAGAUGAGGACAGUGACUUUGGUGAAGAGCAGCGGGAUUGUUACUUGAAGGUGAGCCAGUCACAGGAACACCAGCAGUACAUUACCUUUCUGCAGAAGCUACUGGGGCCCUUACUGGAAGCUUAUAGUUCUGCAGCCAUCUUUAUCCAUAAUUUCAAUGGCCCUGUCAGGGAAUCUGAAUAUCUGCACAAAUUACACAAAUUCUUAAUAGCCAGGACUGAAAAAAAUGUUGCAGUAUAUGCUGAGAGUGCUACCUAUUGUCUUGCAAAGAAUGCUGUGAAAGUCUUCAAGGACAUGGGGGUGUUUAAGGAGACAAAGCAGAAGCAAGACUCUAUUUUGGAGCUAAGCAGCACUUUCCUACCUCACUGUCAUCGGCAAAAACUACUGGAAUUCAUUCUGGGUUUUGUUAUUCUGUAGAACAUGUGUGUUGAAUUCUGCCAUUCAGAAGAUUGGCAGGCUUGGAGAAUGUGACCCAAACUUCAGAGCUUUUGCUGCUUCCAUAGUGUAUACAGUGCCAUUUUUGGUAAGGCCUUAUCUGACCCAAGUCACUGGAAGACAAGUGCCUUCAUACAUAUGCAUGUCUGGACCUAUACAAUUUGGUAACACGAAUACUUACAGAUUUUGAAUGCAAAUGAUAAGCCAUGUUUGCAAAAAGAGAAAUUGCUAGUUUUUACACAAACCUGUAUCAAAAUGUAACAUUUUUACACUUCAAAGUAUUACAUCAACACUAGUGACUGUGACAAAUGCACAAAUAUUUACCAGCAAUCUGUCAUUAAUACUUUGGUUCUAAGUAUCAUGGAAAAGAUGAGCAUAUUGUGGCAAGUUUGCAAAAGUCUUGUCAGCAGGAACAAACCCUUCUAUUAAUUAUUGCAAAUUAAAGGCAUGAAAGAGAAUGCAGCACAGUGAGCAAAAAACUUAAUAUUUCAUUAUGCUGAUUACUAUUGCAAAAUAUAAAAUAAAAAUUAAUAGAGUAAAUGCUAUGUAUCUGGUUAAGGAUCAAUUGAAUAGUAGCAAUGACCAUACAUACUCCUACUACUGUGGCAGAAUGAGAGAGUAUUAUAUUAAGGUUCUCACAAGUUGAAACAGAGAAGUAAUAUAUUAGUAUAUUAAACUCCUGGACCACUAGCAUUUUUUAAAAAAAUCAAAAUACUAAGAUACUUGAAACAAAUCUGUUUUCAGGUGCAAAUCAGUCAAUUUGCUGCUUCUUGGCCUUUCAUUUUUUGAAGUGAAUGAUAGUUUAAGCUCUUUAUAUUUAAGCUGGAGUGCUAAAGAAUUUCAUAUGUAAAUAAGCCAUGCUAAUUUUGACUAAUAUUAGGUGGAGCAUCAUUCUACAUCAUAAAAGUCUUGCAAGCACAUGAUGCAUUUAUGACUAAAUAUGAUAUUUAGGAUUGUUUUCAAACCACUAAUACCUGGGCAACCCCAUGGGAAUCUAUCGUUUUUCCAGAGGAUAUGGUGUGUGUGGAUUAUACUUUGAAAUCUGCAGGUUGUCACAUUUGAUGUUAGCUGAAGCAAUAAGUAUGGCAUUAGUUCUUAAGAAAAAUGGAAUAUUUUUCCUUUCCUGCCUUAUAAGUCAAAGAAACUUUUAAACUGUUGCAGUUUAAAAGUCUCAGUGUUCUCCUUUCCUUUCAGUUGGAGGUUGAAAAAAAAUUCAUAUGAAAAUUCAUUUGAGCUUUGUUUUUAAGUAGUCCAAAUUGCAAAUGCAUUGUGUAUUCACUCCAGCACAGAAACUCAUGUACACAGUUUUAGUCUGUGUAUUUAAUUCACAACUAUGUGUUUUAUUCCAUACUUGUUAACAUAAUAUUUUUAUAACUUUGUUUCUGGAUAAAAGUAAUUAAUAGGUUGCAGCAUUUGUCAGUAUUCCCACAGUCUUUAUGUAAGAGAAACUGCUGUGCAUGUUUCCCUUCACUAAAUAGGUGCUUUGAAACAUUUAAAGAUGAAUUUCUGAACCAAAGUUGUAUCAUAUCAAUGAAAGAAGCAGGAAGUGAACCUGAAUUAAUUAGUUUGCUCUUUUAUAAUUUCCAGCAGCAUAGCAGCUGAUAUGAACUCUCUUCCAAUAAGAGAGUAGUUACUUACAGUAAUUAUAAAUAAUCUCUGCUAACGUGCACUAUUUGUUAAAUUUGAAUGUAUUCUCUUAAUAGCAAUGUGUAAAGGUAGCUGAUAGCUUUCAUUUUAGGUCUGAUAAGUAGGUGUUUGCAAUAUUUUUCCAGAUAUUGGUAAGUGUUUAAUAUAUGCUAGAAAGAAGAAUGUGUAUUAAAAAACUGAAGCAAGCAAUAUAUUACAGAUGAUGCUUAGCUGACUUUAAUGAAAGCAUUCUGUCUACUUUUAAAGAAAUGAGGGUCUGGGACUUAGCUGAGACACCAGCAAAUAAUUGCUAGUUUGUCACUAAUGAAAAUAAUUUAUUACUUUAUUAAAUGUUCUGUUGCAAUGUGUAGCAGUGCACUACUGAGUUGAAGUUGAUAUGUGCAGUAUCUUGUAAUUUUUCAGUGUGAGAGGAUGCUUUUAAAUGUACAUUUUUAUAAAUGGAGAGCCUUUGCAUGUGCAGAAAUGUCAUGCUCGAAAUACUGUGCGGGAGACAGGAAGAGGUAUCCAUCUGUGGCAUGGCACUGCAUAUGUCUCCAGUUGCAUGUGAGCCGCUUUUGCUUUUUCAUAAAGACAAAGCACUAAAUGGAUUUUUGUCUUCCUUUGUUUGUUAUUAAACUAUCAGCAUUUUUUCCUGAUAGAAGCAAGACAAGGUUGUUAUUUUUCAAUUUUCCAAAAGAUAUAGCUCAGCAACUUCUGGAUCUAAAAUAAUAACACUAUGUAUCUAAAUCUGAUUUACUUAUUCAAGUAGUAUAAUGAUGAACAUUCCACUUACAUGGGCUGUGAACUAUAUUUCUUUGCUACUUUGUGGAAUUCUCCUCGCUUCAUCUUCUGGGAAGGGAGAACUUAGCUUAUCAAUCCCUGUAACAGUGAUUUCUCAAGGAAAUACAGCUAUCCUGUCAUAUUAACAGUUUUGAAUAGCAGUUUAUUCUGGUAUUUCUAUUCCUAAAUUCUUCAGAAAUUAACCCAUUUGCCUGUUCAUUUUUUAAAAGUAUUAGCAUGACUUUUUUGACAAAGGAAAGUGUGGAAAGAACUGCAAAUACUGUAGCUGUUCUGUAUCUCUACCUGUGAACUAAGGCACUGUCUUGAAAAAUGUUAACACAUUUCUUUGACUUUAGCAUAUUCUGUAUCUCUUGUAAGAAGCACAGAGUUGCACAGUAAUUUUAUUUUAAUAAACAAUUUGGAAUG